Messenger RNA from Trachymyrmex cornetzi, 639 nucleotides. Its product is annotated as putative nuclease HARBI1. NCBI's taxonomy places the organism in Eukaryota, Metazoa, Arthropoda, Insecta, Hymenoptera, Formicidae. The record is from RefSeq and is a predicted model, not a curated record.
AUGAAGCAGAGGCAGCGAAGAUCUAUGUUGGAUAUUAAAACAAAAGUAUUGACAGCAUUACAUUUUUUUGCAUAUGGUAGUUAUAGACGGAGAGCUGGACAAAAUUUGUAUGUUGCUAUAAGUCAAGAAUCUGUAUCUAGAUGUAUUAAUGAAGUAGUAGAUGCAUUAAAUCAGGCAGAUAUAACGAACCAGUGGAUUAAAUUUCCCAGAAUUUUAAAUGAAUUAAAAUAUUUAAGACAACAAUUUUAUGAUAGCCAUAGAUUUCCUGGAGUAAUUGGAUGCAUAGAUUGCACUCACGUAGCUAUUUUUCCACCAAAGAUUCGUGAUGCUAUAAAUCCUGAACUAUACGUUAAUAGAAAAGGAUAUCAUUCCAUAAAUGUACAAUUGGUAUGUGAUUGGCGUUUAAAAAUAUUAAAUAUAAAUGCUCGCUACCCUGGAAGCACACACGAUACAUACAUAUGGAAUAAUUCUGAUUUAAAAGUAGGAAUGGAAAGAAUCAACAGACAAUGGUCAAAUAUGACAUUUUUCCUUCUAGGUGAUUCUGGUUAUCCUCUACGACCUUGGUUAUUAACUCCAAUCAUUAAUGCAGAAGCAAAUAGUCCAGAAGAAAGAUACAAUAGGAGUCAAAUGUCUUGUUGA